AUGGCGUUCGCUUCCGUGCUAGGCUUCCUAGCGAACCUAGAGAGCUCCAUUGGGCUCGAAGCGUUCCCCAAGUACCGCCAGGAGGGUGCCGAAAAGAGCGAUGCCCCUUUUCUUCUCUUCUUCGUCGGCUUUACGCUCUUGGUAUAUCUCUUGGAGACCUACCUCGACCUGCGACAACACCGGAACCUUAAAGCAGGAACACCGCCCCCCACCCUACUGGAGGUGCUGAAGACCGUCGAUGAGGAUAACAAGGGACUGGAGGCCGUGUCAAAGGUGGAAAGCAAGUUCUCGGCAAGCCAGGCCUACGGGCUGGACAAGAGCCGCUUUCAUUUCUUCGACAGCACGUUCGACCUAGUUGUUGGGCUGACCACCAACCUUCUGGGAUGGAUGCCGUGGCUGUGGGAUGUCAGCUCGGGCCUUGUGGCUAAGGCGGGCUUGGGGGACUGGGGUGGAGACAUCCCAACCAGCCUCACCUUCGUCGUGCUAACGAUGGUUUUGCAGACGUUGAUUGGGUUGCCUUUUUCUCUCUACUCUACCUUUGUGGUGGAGGCCAAGCACGGUUUCAACAAGCAGACCCUUGGCCUGUUUUUCGCUGACAAGGUGAAGAGCAUGCUGCUCACGGUCGUCAUCAGUGUCCCGGUGUUAAGCUGCGUGCUGAAGAUCAUCGAGCUCGGGGGCAAGCAUUUUUACGUCUACGUGUGGGCCUUCAUGUUCUGUUUCUCCAUCCUCAUGCUCACGAUUGUGCCCACAGUCAUCAUGCCGAUGUUCAACACCUACUCUCCCCUUGAGGACGGAGAACUGAAAUCUAGCAUCGAAAACCUCGCUAAAAGGGUUUCAUUUCCUCUCACGAACCUCUUCUCGGUGGACGGCUCCAAGCGUUCGGCGCACAGCAACGCCUACUUUUACGGAUUCUUCAAGAACAAGAGGAUUGUGCUUUACGACACCCUCAUCAAGCAGGCCGAUACGAACGAGAUCGUGUCGAUCUUGGGCCAUGAGCUUGGUCACUGGAAGAUGUCGCACACUCUGCAGGGAUUCGUCAUCUCUCAGACGUACCUCUUGGCGUCGUUUUGCGCUUUCGGGCUGGCCACGGAACUGGGCGAAAGCCUACGCCUUUCGUUCGGUUACUCCACUUCGGCGACCCUGAUCACGCUCUACCUCUUCUUCGCCGUGAUGUGGGCACCCGUGGACCAUUUGCUUGGUGUGUUCAUGAACGUGCUCUCAAGGAAAAACGAGUUCGAAGCUGACGCGUACGCGGUUAAGCUCGGGUACUCGAAGGGGCUGCAAUCGGGCCUGGUAAAGCUCCAGCUCGAGAACCUCGGAAACAUGAACCCCGACCCGUGGUACUCCGCCUUCCACUACAGCCACCCGCCGCUGGUCGAGAGGCUCCAGGCUAUGCGGACCGACAUCGGCAUCAAGAGGGAGUAGAGAUAUCAUCACUUCUCAGAUAACACAGCAGUCCAUUUCCGACUAGAAGGGCAACAUAGAAAUUUGAAACAUGCUACGCUGAGCGUGCUCUUUUUGGUGACCGUGCAGGUAUAGUGGUGUGAGAGAUAAUUUGAGCUUAGACUUUACCGGUCGCUCCCGCUCGUCCUAAAGUUGUGGCAUUUGGCACACGUACGCGUGGGAAUGAACGGUUGUGUACCAUGUGUGGCUUUUGGUCGGUCGAAUAGUACUGAGGCCUCUAAAUAGUUG
Molecule: messenger RNA, 1692 nt
Organism: Ectocarpus siliculosus
Lineage: Eukaryota; Phaeophyceae; Ectocarpales; Ectocarpaceae
Source: the annotation of a GenBank genome assembly